This is a messenger RNA of Eurytemora carolleeae, 1503 nucleotides long. RefSeq names its product GTP-binding protein Rheb. The transcript is spliced from 10 exons. Gene Ontology annotation, molecular function: GDP binding; GTP binding; GTPase activity. NCBI's taxonomy places the organism in Eukaryota, Metazoa, Arthropoda, Copepoda, Calanoida, Temoridae. Gene Ontology annotation, cellular component: plasma membrane; Golgi membrane. The coding region runs from base 19 to 657 and encodes 212 amino acids. Gene Ontology annotation, biological process: vesicle-mediated transport; small GTPase-mediated signal transduction; protein secretion. The record is from RefSeq and is a predicted model, not a curated record.
UUCUACAAGAGAAUAAAAAUGGCACAGCAGGGUUAUGUUGACAACUCUAGUUUUCAGGACUUCGGAUUCGAUGAGAACAGCUCUAGAAUCAAACAUCCUGUUGUCACAUUUUUCCAUCUUAUCUUCAAAUCUCUGGCACUAAUCGUAUACCUGCUCUGCAGCCUGUUCAACGAUAGUUUUAUCGGAAACUUCGUGUUCGUGACCCUUCUCCUCUCCUUAGACUUCUGGACCACCAAGAACAUAACCGGAAGGAUCAUGGUCGGACUCAGAUGGUGGAAUUACAUCAAUGAUGAUGGUGUAUCUGUCUGGAAGUUUGAAGCUAGAAAUGGAGAAUCCGCCAAGAAUCUGUCAACCACAGAAAUCAGAAUAUUCUGGACUGGUUUGAUUGUUGCUCCUGGUCUCUGGGUUCUAUUCUUUCUAACAGCUCUCUUCAGUUUCAAGUUCUCCUGGCUAAUCCUGGUUGUUAUAGGUUUGACCUUGAGUACCUCUAAUCUUCUUGGGUAUCUAAGGUGUAAGAUGGGGAAAUCUGAUGAUUCUGUGACCAAUGUAAUGAGUGGAAUGGCAAACCAGUACAUGCAGAAACGGAUGAUGCAGAACUUGAUGGGCGUAUUUAAACCCACCCCUCCACCUACUGCACAGACAAAUCUGACAGUUUAGAAAAUAUUUAGAAACAUCCAUGGAACAUUCCCCUAUCCUACCAACAAUAAUCAACCUGGUUGCUUAAACAUAUGUAGCUACAAAUACUAAAAUAUUACUUUAUCAUUGACCUCCUCUGACCCCACUUCCUUCAAAAGAAAUCCCCCCUACCCUUCCUUCAAAAGAACUUAAAAAAAUUAGGGAGACGACUGUUAGACUUAAAAACUUUUUAUUCAAAUUGUCCAUUAAACAUGGAAAUUGUGCAGUGUAAACUGAACACAGAUCCAUUUUCUGAUUGUUAAAAUGUCGUUUUUUUAUUCCAUAGUUUUAUAGGUCUCACUGUAUAUUUCUGUAGUUUGUUGCUAAAGUGUUAAUAGUGUCCUUAUCCCUGUUUUUAUUUUGAAAUGCUAUCUGUGAUUUUUAAAUUUAUACUUGGUUUGAUGAAGAUAUAUAUUAUUCUGAGAUAAGGGAAAUGGAUUAUAUAUAGAUAUAUAGAGAUUUCUAGCAUAAUAAUAUUGCCCCCUCCCCACCCCCUCCUUCUUCUCUCAGGAAAAUAUAAAUCUUCUUUUUUGUUUUUGUUGUGAUCUUAUAUUUAUUUAACGAUUUUAUUUUUGAGUUUCCCCCAGCAUAAUCAAUAUUUGUGUAUUAAAGAAAUUUUAAAGUGCCUCCCUCACAUGACUUGUUUCUAAUUUACAAAUUUUGAAUCCAAAAAAAAAUUGUGAAAUAUCCACGGUGUCAUUUUCUUCUUUUGUUUUUGGAAUCAAUGUCAUAAGAACCAACUGAAAUGGACUUUUAUUUACUGAUGUUAUUUUUAUCAUCAUUUGUGUAAUUUGCACAUUUUUGUAAACUAUUAAUGGAAGUGUCUAC